UUGAGUGGCGAUACGGGCACAGACGCCAUUUGGUUGCCCUUGGAACAGAUGUUGCGCCUCGUACAGGGCCUGCGCCUUAGCAGUAAUUCAAACUCGAAUGAGUUGUCAACUAAGGCUGCUGAGAUUUAUCGAGAAUGUUUCGCUGAGCUGGCUGCCAGCUCUUGCCCGCUCACUCAACACAAAUGCAAUUCCAAUAGCAAUGGGCAGCAUUCCACGCUGCUGCAAUGCUUCGAUGCAAAGCCCAGCAACCAGACGGAGAGUAUAGCACCCAGCCCCGACGAUGUCUGGAUCUUUGGCUAUGGCUCGCUAGUGUGGAAAGCGGAUUUUCCGUACAUAGACCGACGACGCGGGUUCGUCUGUGGCUACAAACGAAGAUUCUAUCAGCACAGCAUUGAUCAUCGUGGCAUACCCGAGAGGCCGGGCCGCGUGGUAACCCUGCUGCCUGGCGACUUAACCCAGGACAGAGUCUACGGCGUCGCCUAUCGCAUUGCCGCUGCUCAAAAGUCUCAGGUGCUGGAUCAUCUGGAUUACCGCGAGAAGAAUGGCUACGAACGCUACAACCUAGAAUUCCAUGAAUAUCCAUCCACAACGAUGCCCAUUGAGGUAAUCAUAUACGUGGCCACCCAGUCGAACGACUCCUAUGCGGGACAUGUGUGGCAGGUACCGUGCAUAGCAAGGCAAAUCUUUACCUCGGCCGGUCCCAGCGGCCCCAAUCGCGAGUAUCUAUUCAAUUUGUUCAUAGCGAUGCAGGAACUCUUUCCGGACGUCGUUGACGAGCACCUCACCGAGCUGGUAGACUGUGUGAAGCAGUAUAUUAAGAACGAGGAGCCAGCGCUGCUGGAGCAAGCUCUCAAAGCACAAAUCAAUUGUAUAUUAAGUGAAUUCCUGGCCAAAGAUGCGAGUGAGCAGCAGCAGGAGGCAAUUGCUCAGCGCUUGGAGGCUUUACUCGAACGUUGCCAACGACCGGGCUGGCGCGAAGAGUUGCUCAUUCAGGAAUUGCAGGAACGGACCAUUUGACCAAGCUCUUCCGCCCCUCCCUUUGAUACCCUUUUGAUUUCCAUGUU
Molecule: messenger RNA, 1064 nt
Organism: Drosophila arizonae
Lineage: Eukaryota; Metazoa; Arthropoda; Insecta; Diptera; Drosophilidae
Product: putative glutathione-specific gamma-glutamylcyclotransferase 2
Biological process (GO): glutathione catabolic process
Cellular component (GO): cytoplasm
Molecular function (GO): glutathione specific gamma-glutamylcyclotransferase activity
Source: RefSeq, a predicted model, not a curated record